UUCGUCUCAAACCAAACGCUUGUUCGUUCGCAUCCAAAAAGAAGCUGCUUUUGCGGGCGGCUGGAUUCUUUCUUUUUUCGUGUAUUUUGUGCUCAAAAUACCAAACUAAAUUUGUGAAAUUUAGUUCGCGAGAGUGCGGCGUGCUAACCCAAACUCGAAAUGACGAUCGGCAAGAACAACAAAAUGAUCCAGCUCCUGAACUAUCGGGUGCGGAUUGUUUUGCAGGACUCGCGAACUUUCAUCGGGACGUUCAAAGCCUUCGACAAGCACAUGAAUCUGAUCCUGGGGGACUGCGAGGAGUUCCGUAAAAUCAAGCCGAAGAACACGAAACUGCCGGAGCGGGAGGAGAAACGAGUGCUGGGAUUCGUCCUGCUGCGAGGUGGUAAUAUUGUGUCCCUGACGGUAGAAGGUCCUCCUCCACCGGAGGAAGGUCUCCCGCGAGUUCCGAUCCCCGGAGGUGCUCCCGGUCCCGGAAUGGGCCGUGUCGCCGGGCGGGGAAUGCCGGCAAACAUUGCUGCCGUUCCGGCCGGAUUGCAAGGUCCGGUCCGAGGCGUUGGUGGACCAUCUCAGCAGCACAUGGCCCCCGUGGGACGCGGCGGACAGGUUUCGGCUCCACCGCAGAUGCGACCGAUGAUGCCUGGAGGGCCACCACCCGGUAUGAUGCCCGGACCGGGAGGACUCGCCCAGAUGGCCGGUAUGGCCCGAGGUGCUCCUCCACCGAUGCGAGGUCCACCGCCCGGUAUGAUGCGUGGAGGUCCUCCGCCGAGGCCGUAUUAGAAAGGUAACGGGGCGCAGUUAGAAUUAAGUAUUGAAAGAAAUGAUUCUCUGCAGCAUUCUUUUCAUUGUAUUUCCAUAAGAACUAAUAAAGCUGGGUGAACUAAUGUGAA
Molecule: messenger RNA, 887 nt
Organism: Aedes albopictus (Asian tiger mosquito)
Lineage: Eukaryota; Metazoa; Arthropoda; Insecta; Diptera; Culicidae
Gene: SmB
Product: small nuclear ribonucleoprotein-associated protein B
Exons: 2
Coding region: 160-777 (205 amino acids)
Biological process (GO): mRNA splicing, via spliceosome
Cellular component (GO): catalytic step 2 spliceosome; U4/U6 x U5 tri-snRNP complex; U5 snRNP
Molecular function (GO): RNA binding
Source: RefSeq, a predicted model, not a curated record